Molecule: messenger RNA, 1482 nt
Organism: Auanema sp. JU1783
Lineage: Eukaryota; Metazoa; Nematoda; Chromadorea; Rhabditida; Rhabditidae
Source: the annotation of a GenBank genome assembly
AUGUCGUUGGCUGAAGAACUUAUGGCCGACUUCGACGAUGAUGAAGAGGAUGUAGAGGACAUGGAUGCCGAUGAUGAUGUCAAGAAAGAGGAGGAAAUCGAAGAAGCCACUGAAAUUCCUAUGCAACUUUACAGUUCAGUCUUCGAUGUAGCCAAGUUAUCGGCUACGGAAAAUUACCGAUCAUUGGUACUCUCGCUUCAUCAUGAGUUAGGACGAGUGGAAGACGUUCAUGUUACAGCUCCUUUAGAAGCUGAUCCUCAAUAUCAACUUAUAGUGAAACUAUCCCAUCUCGCUGCCGAUAUUGACAACGAAAUCCACGUGAUCCAUAAGUUUGUAAGGGAUAAAUAUGAGAAAAGAUUCCCCGAAUUAGAAACUCUAGUGCCUAUUCCAUUGGAAUACUUGGCUGCCGUUAAAUUGCUGGGAAACGAAAUCAAUACAAAAGGACAGAAUAAAGAACUACUUGGACAAAUCUUAGCCCCUGCAACCUGCAUUGUUGUUUCGGUUACUGCUUCGACAACUCAAGGAAAGGUUUUAGAAUCAGAAGAGCUCCAUGCCAUUAAUGAAGCUUGUGAUCUGGCUGAACGCCUUCAUAACGAUCGUAUUUCUAUGUACAGGCUGAUCGAGUUGAGAAUGUCGUUAAUAGCUCCAAAUUUGGUUCACCUGCUAGGAGCACACACCACUGCUUUACUAGUCUCUCAAGCUGGAGGAUUAGCUCCAUUGUCAAGAAUGCCGUCGUGUAAUAUUCAAGUUUUGGGUAAACAGAAGAAGAGUUUGUCUGGAUUUUCUUCUUCUAUGAUUAAUCAGCAUGUCGGAUUCAUUUAUUACCAUCCACUGGUUCAAACGUUGCCACCUGAUUUGAAGCAAAAAGCCAUGAAAGUUCUUGCUGCAAAAACUACUCUGGCUGCUCGUGUUGAUUCUCUUCACGAAUCUCCUGAUGGUUCCAUUGGGCGAGAAUUAUUAGAACAGGUGGAGAAAAAGUAUGAGAAGAUGCAGGAACCUCCUCCAGUUAAGCAUUCGAAAGCUCUUCCCAAGCCAUUAGAUAAAGCAAGCAAAAAAAGAGGAGGAAGAAGAGCUCGUAAAAUGAAAGAAAGGCUUGGUCUAACAGAUUUGAGAAAGAGUGCAAAUCGUAUGAAUUUUGGAGAACUUGGUGAGGAUGUUAUGCAAGACCACAUGGGAUUCGAUCUUGGCCAGGCUAAAACCGGGAAUGUCACUGGAGGUCGUAUUCGCACAGCAGUGGUCGACAAUAAAACAAGAGUUCGAAUGUCUCAAAAACUUCAAAAGCAGAUGGAACGACAAAGAGCUCUGGGCGGAGUUUCAAGUGUUAGAAGCAAAGUGGCUGGAACAGCUUCUUCAGUUACAUUCACGCCUGUGCAAGGUUUGGAAAUUGUGAACCCUACUGCAAAAGAAACUUCUGGCAGUUCCACGUCAACAUAUUUCUCAUCAUCAGCAACAUUCAUGAAAGUUGAGCCCAAGAGAGAAUAA